Molecule: messenger RNA, 2386 nt
Organism: Archocentrus centrarchus (flier cichlid)
Lineage: Eukaryota; Metazoa; Chordata; Actinopteri; Cichliformes; Cichlidae
Gene: arid5a
Product: AT-rich interactive domain 5A
Exons: 7
Coding region: 73-1836 (587 amino acids)
Biological process (GO): regulation of transcription by RNA polymerase II
Cellular component (GO): nucleus
Molecular function (GO): transcription cis-regulatory region binding
Source: RefSeq, a predicted model, not a curated record
UGUCAAGCUGACGAGAGCACUGCAUGAAUUACUGUCACAGUCAAGCCGGAGACUAGAAGGCAACAUCUGGAAAUGGCUCAAGAGGACCAGAAUGAAACGUCACAACAAACAGCAGCCAGUGACGAAGAGAAGGGGACCGCAAAACAGGCCUCUCCUGCUGUUAUUGAGAUUCAUGACUCUACGACCGAAUGUGAAGAUGAAGGAAGGGCCAGUGUGGUGCAAAUGGAGGAGAAGGCAUUUGUGUCGCGGUUGCACUCUUUUAUGAAGGAGAAAGGCACACCCAUAGAAAGGAUUCCACACCUGGGCUUUAAACAAAUUAAUCUUUGGAAGAUCUACAAAGCUGUUGAUAAACUUGGAGGCUAUGAUUCAGUGACGGCACGACGCCUUUGGAAGAAAGUCUACGAUGAGCUGGGAGGAAGUCCCGGAAGCACCAGUGCAGCUACUUGCACUCGCAGACAUUAUGAGAGGCUGGUGCUUCCCUUUGAGAGAAAUAUAAAAGGCGAGGAAGAUAAACCUCUGCCUCCAAGCAAACCACGAAAGCCGUACAAGAGAAAUUUGGAUGCCAAGAUGACCAAGGCAGAAGAGAAGAGGAAAAGGACUCAUUCGGAUAGAGACAUUGAUUCAGAGUUACUCACCCAGAGAAGCCCAGAAUCUUCCUGUCAAAAUGAAGCAGUGAUGCCUCCUCACUCUGCUCUCUGGGCUGACAGACACCACUCUGAGCCAAACAGAGCCACCACGAAUCUCUGCACUUCUGUCUAUGCACACCUUCUCCAGGUCCCCACAUCCAGCUCAUGGAUUGCUCAUUUACCAUCUGCAACCGGUGAGGUCAUCUCUCCUCUGGAGAAAAAAAAACGAGUGGCUCAGGCUAGCCUUAAUUUGCCGGCAAGUUCUCAGAGCGAGGAUAAAGAAAGACCCUCCGUCAUCCACUGCUCCCUGUCACCAGCCAGGGCUUCUUUCAGCAGGAACUGCAACUCCUCUGAUGGCUCCCCACUCCCUUUAUCCUCCUCUUCUUCCCGUAGCCCCUCCCCUUACUCUGUUUCAUCAGAGGACGGUCCAGCAGGAGGUGAAGAUAAACCUGUAUCAAGCUCAGAAAUGCCCCAAAAUGGUUCUGUCAAAAAUCCAUCGGGCUGUAGUGAGGAUGACAAGACUGUUAGUAAGGUAUGCAAAGACCCUAAAGGACAGACUAAGGAUGUUUCUCAAGUCAUCUCUGACCCAAUUAAAAGCCAAGUAAAAGACUCUGCCAGUAAGCCCAUCUACAAAGGAACUGGCAAAUAUUACCCUCAUUCUUUCCACCCAUCCUCCUCAUUCCCUGUGAAACCUGGCUGGGUACCAACAUCUACCUCUAGUUUCACCAAAGUAAUUCCAAAAUCAAGUCAUCUUCUACGACCCACUCCUGUUCGGCCAAGCUACAAAAUCCACCAGGGCAGGUUGCUUCAGCAGGAUGACUCUUGUGCAAAGAAGGUGAACAAUCUGACUCCGUGGCCUUAUCAGACAGAGAAGAGGGAGAAAUCCAGGACAAUGCAACAAAAAAUUCCUCCCAAUCAGCAGAGCCUAUUCCACUCCGCUGCCACCCUGCCAGUGCCGUGCGGCCUGUCAGGCUACGACAAAUCAGGCAGAGACUCCAGGCACCAGCCUCCGCUGCACCCUGCAUUUUUUCCCAACAGAAUGAGACUACCUCACUCUCAGCUAAUGUACCGCCACGUACCCCUGGGUCCACCUCACUCUGCUCUCAUCGGGUCUGCUCUUUACCCCUAUCCCUACCCCAUUCCUCUGUUAAAUCCCCCAACUGCGUAUGCCCUUCCUGCCGUGAAUCCCAUUUACUCUCAAAAGCUGUGAUUUUUUUGUUUGUUUGUUUUUGUGUCAGGAACUUGUUACUUAACAAAAACGGGCGUGGUCAUAAUGAUAAUUGUAAUGAAAGAAAGCGGCCUUUAAGUUUAUUGUUCUGUUGCUCAGUGAAGUUUUGUUGAGGCCUUACUUGUGUUUUAAACAUCAAAUAUUUUUAAUUUAUUGCAACUGAGUGGCUUCACCAAAGACAAACAGUACUGAGGAGGGAUGAAGUCAGGGCAGUAAUGGCUACAAUGAAACACGUUAAAAACAUGACUAAGUGUAUCCAAGAGGUGCACUAUUUCAAAAUAUGAAAUAUUUCUUUAGCUGCUAAACUAAUGUCAAAAAUAAAAUAUAUAUAAAUAUAACCUGUAUAAUAUAACACAUUACCAUUGGUUAUCUUUAUUUUUUUAUUUCUUUAUAUUUUAUCUAGAACAUUUUAAUUAUAUGUCGUAAUGAUUAUUAAAAUGAAUUUUAUAUUCAAGUCACAAUGAAAGUGGUACCACAGUUAUCCUCAAUUGCACAAUUUCAGUAUUUUGUUUUUGAAAGAAAAAAAAAAAAA